Funneliformis mosseae is the source of this 131-nucleotide messenger RNA. The record is from the annotation of a GenBank genome assembly. Lineage: Eukaryota; Fungi; Glomeromycota; Glomeromycetes; Glomerales; Glomeraceae.
GUUGUUUUGCAACUUAUGGACUCUCAUUCAGUAAUGAUUUAAGACUACAACUUGAUGGUUGUUGGAGAAAUACUGUUGGCAGUUAUCCUAACGUUGGUAUACCUUCAAAUUUUAAUGUGAGUGAUUAUGAA